Messenger RNA from Anolis sagrei ordinatus, 1049 nucleotides. It is a transcript of the gene TMEM167A, whose product is annotated as transmembrane protein 167A. Lineage: Eukaryota; Metazoa; Chordata; Lepidosauria; Squamata; Anolidae. Gene Ontology annotation, biological process: intracellular transport; protein secretion. The record is from RefSeq and is a predicted model, not a curated record.
GCAGCCGAGGCGGACCGCUCCCGUGUCUUCCGUGCCCCGCCCCUUGGCUGCCGGAUGUCUGAUGUGGCUCGCGGCGGCGCGUAACCAUGUCUGCGAUCUUCAACUUUCAGAGUCUACUGACAGUAAUCUUGCUACUUAUAUGUACCUGUGCCUACAUAAGAUCCUUGGCUCCCAAAUUAUUGGAUAACAACCAGACUGGAUUAUUGGGAAUAUUCUGGAAGUGUGCCAGAAUUGGUGAACGAAAGAGCCCAUAUGUUGCUGUGUGCUGUAUUGCAAUGGCCUUCAGUAUUCUGUUUGUCCAGUAAGCUGAAACACAUCAGGAAUAUAUUGCUGUGAAACUGCCAUGUAAUAAAAGACUUCGGGAAGCAGAAAAGAAGAAAAUACUUCCUCACAUCCAUUGCUCUGUCACAUAGUCAAGCCAAGCUUUUGAUAAUUUGUUUCAAUAUUUUUAGUGAGAGAAUGGUGAUUCAUUAAGUUAUGAAAACACACCAAUUGACACUGCUAAAUUUUGGAUUGUGCCUGCCUAAUGGGAAGUGUAUUCUGAAUUUCCAUUGAGAAAUGUUAAGAUGUACAACUAAAAUCAUAAUUAAUAUUUCUCUGAGAACUGAAUUUGAUGUUUGAACCCAUGCUCUUUUUUAAACCUCUUAUUUCAAAUGAUUGACCAUUUUUUAUUUUUGAAAAACUAACAUGAAAAAAUAAACCUUUAAAAUAUAGAUGGAGACAGACAGAAUGAAAAUUACAUCGCUCUGAACAGAUUUAUCUUAUGAUUAAAUAUGAGUAAUGAUGGUCUGAGAAACAGGAAAAGUCAGAAAGCAUACAGGCAGAGUCAGAUCUCAGAGGUUUUCUGCUGAGACUUAUUAGACACUUUCUAAUGAAUAAAGCUAUAUUUUACAGAUGGAGAAUCUCUUAAGUUUAUCGAUCCAAGAAAGAAAGAAAAAACAUUCUGCAUUAUGAUUUCAUCAAGUAAACACUUAUUGUGUUAAAGUCAAUACUUAUCAAAGUGUUUGAUUUAAUUUGAACCUGAAUUUUAAUAAACAAUUUACAUAGCA